ACUUGUUGCUUUAGUUCGUUUCAUUUCGUCUCGCUGCCGCAUUAAGAGCCGCUUUUCGCUUCGGUGCGUCUGCGAAGGGGCGGAAGGUGGUGCUGAGAAGAGGGGGGUGGCGAAUGGUGGGAGAAAGGCGAUGGAAGGGGCAAGGAAGGAGCUGCCGUAGAAGCCGGAACUGGCCGCUAACGCAUCGCAACGCAAUGCGGCGACGAAAGUUGCGCCGCUUUUUUGGGCUGGCCAACAAAAAACCAGACGGCUCCAAAAGAAAUGGGAGAAAAAAGCAAAAAAAAAAAGACGAAGCUAAAAAGAAGCUAAACUGCAGACGCAGGCGGAAGAAGAAGCGGCGGCGGCGGCGGCAAAAGUAGCAACCUUCGAGGAUGUCCAGUUUCAUUCCAGUCCGGUCGUGAAAAUGCCGCGCAACUCGUUUCGCAAUAAAGAGAAAGUGUCCAGCGGAUCGCGCUGUUCGUUCUGGCGAUCGUAAAGAAUAAAUUUGCAGGCUAUUAAAAUGUUUCCUGUUUCCACUCACCACCGCUCAACGCUCCCCGCUCUCACCCGCUCUUUUCCGCAUCCACUUCGCCACCCCGAAAAUUUCGCUCUCCGCGGCGAGAAAGUUGCCUGGAAAUCUGGAAAUCUGCAUCCAUGCGACAAGUGAAAACAAGAUGCAGCCAAAAAUACCUACUCCCGUUCCCCAGACUCUAUAUAUUUCCAUACAAGCCUGCAAAUAUGUGUAUGUAUAUGCUUACAUACAUAGGUAUGUGCGCAUUGGAAGGCGUUGACUGGACUUUACUGGCAAACGGACGUUAUAAUUGAUAAGAGCGACUAACUCACCCGCGCUCUUGAGAGCAAGGGGAAAUGGAACGGCGGCUGAUUAAGUUCCAAUAUUAAACUGCUGAAAAGAGAUGGCAUCGCCUUGGAAAACCGCUAAUCUUUCGGUGCUAGCGAUUACAGGAAGUAAUGGAAAGAUUUUUUAGAGUGUACUUAUUGCUGACUGCUAAUGUCGCAUGUUGCUCGCGGAGAUGGCGCAGUGCCAUCGAAAACAGUUCCAGCUACAGCGCAACGGAGAUCGAGCGUCUGAACCCGCCGGAAGAUCAACGACAAUAAAUAAUUGUAGCUCACCGUCAUCCGGAUUAAUGGAGAGGAUCAUGGGCAGGAAUGGAUCGCUCCUACUGACCGCCGUCCUCAUAAUUAUCCUGGAUGUUUUGCUUGCACCAGUGGGUGCCAACCUGUGGACACGACACAAUAGCAAUGCCUAUCAAACCAGGAGGCGCUCAGGUCCCAGCAAUCGGUGUCCCAAGGUGGGAGCCAUUAAGAACUUCGAUUUGGAGCGCAUGAUGGGCUGUUGGCACGUGGUUCAGUAUUACGCAUCCACAGAGGAACUUCCGGAGUACGCGUGCAUGCGCAGUCACUUUUCCUUUUCCAAAGAGGAUCAGCAUAUAACGAUGAACUUUAGCUACAUAUUUGCGGAGGAUCCGCUGCGCGAGAAGCUCGUGGGCAACAUCACCUGGAUGAUACCCAAAUUCCAAGAGCCAGGACAUUGGCAGCACACGGAGGACAUAUAUGAGGGCAUCUACAACACAUACGUUCUGGACACGGACUACGACACCUGGGGCCUGGUGAUGCACUGCGCCGAGAAGAAGAAGCAACCACGUUACCUGUCCGCCCUGCUUUUGUCGCGGAAAACAUCGUUGGCCGACAACGAGAUCAGCUUUCUGCGCGGCAAGUUGCCGCAGGAUAUCGACACAUCCUUUAUGUUUAACAUCGGGCAGGAAUCGUGCGACAAUCUAAUGGAAUCUAGUCGCGACGAUCCACUGGCCUAUGUUGUGAAUGGACGCAAGAGAGCCAAGGAAAUCUUCAAAAUUAUCAAUAAGCCUGACGGCAGAGUGCGCGCUAGUAGCGAAGCGAGAAGCUAUGAGCAAAGCGAGAAGCUGUGAGCAAAGCGAGUCGAUGGCAGAGUAAGAGCUAAGCGAGAAACGAGCUACAUUGCUCUCUUUUAGUUAUUAAUGUGAACGUGAUGGAUUCGGACGAGGAAUUUUUUGCAUCAAGCGCAACUAUUAACUUUCUGUUAAAACUGUCGUCCACCCUCUUAACUGAAAUAGAAAUGAAAAAGGCGAAUUCAAUAAUUUAUAUAAAAGGUUAUUUACAGAAUGGAACAAGACAAAACAAAAUAACGUGUGUUUUGAAAAUAAACGGUAAUAUAGCGCAGAAUAUAACAAAACAAUCGUACGCCCUGAGCGAGUUGAAGCGAUAAGGCCUUGCUCUCGCUUUUUCGCUUAAGCUCGCAACUCGCUUCGCUCUCACUCUGACAUCUUUCGAGCGAUUGCGCUUAAAAUGCAUGCAGUGGGUUUAUCGCUCGUUCUUGUAUUAUUAGUCUAAUCAAUCAACUAAGAGAAAAUAUUAUACGAAAACCCGAUUUAUUUUGUCAAUAAUACAAAUUUAAAUAAGCACUUUCAAAC
Molecule: messenger RNA, 2447 nt
Organism: Drosophila melanogaster (fruit fly)
Lineage: Eukaryota; Metazoa; Arthropoda; Insecta; Diptera; Drosophilidae
Gene: Karl
Product: karl
Exons: 5
Coding region: 1125-1925 (266 amino acids)
Source: RefSeq, marked reviewed